AUGGGAGGGGAAAUGGUCUACAUAUUAGAUCAACGCUUAUCCGCUCAAGAGAUUGUUGAUCAAAAAGCAGCGAAAGUGAUAAAUGAUAUUGUCGGUGCGAUGUUUAAUAGUAAAUUUGUCGAUGAACUCUUUCGACCGCAAGAACUGUAUCCGAAAAAAUCUGUUAAACAAAUCUUCGAAAAAUUAGCGCACUCAAGCAUUAUGAGGCUAAAUGAAGCUAGUAUGGACAAGCUAUACGAUCUUAUGACAAUGUCUGUGAAAUUUCAAAUAAUGCUUUGUCCAUGUGCUGCUGAUAUUAUUAAAGUUACUUAUAAUCAUGUGAAUUCAAUGCGAAAAUUAGUUCGUAGUUCAACAGUACUUGAUCUAUUGGAUAAAGCAUUUAUAGCUUUCAAUAAACAAUUUGAACGGUUGAAUGAUGUUGAAUGGUUACUUAUUCGAGACACAAUACUUUUCUUUUUUCAAGAUGUUCAUAUUCGAGUUUCUAUUUUUCUUCGAGAAAACUUACAAACACAGCAAGGACAAUUUAUUAUGAAAACAAACGGUAUUGUUCCAACUGGCUUUCAGACACCCGGUGAAAUUCGAACAUACAAACGAGGCCGUUUGAAUAAUACGCAUAUAUUCAAUGCCGGUGAACGUCAUGAGCCACCUGAUGAUAAACGUACUUUUCAUCUGGGUCUGAAUAUUUAUUCACGAAGUAAAAAUUCAAGUGAAAGUUUAUUAAGUGACAGUGCUGUUCGACGACCAUCGGUUAUGGUCAAUGCUGCAUCAGAUAUUGAAAUGAUUAAUCCUGAUCCUAAAAUGAUUGCUCAACUGAAUCUACUUUCUGAUCUAAUUGGAAAUAGUAGUAAUUCAGAUUCGUCGCGUUCUGGCCUUGUAAAAUUAUCAUUGUUCGAUGAUGACGAUGAUGAAGAUACUGGCCCACCAGUUCAAAAACAUGCUCAAGCAUCAUCCACAAUUAAUAAACGACCCAAAAAUGACGAUAUUACAAUCGAUGUAUCAAAACGUAAUCAAAACCCGCGAUUAUCUCAUGUUCUACAAGACCUUGAUUUUGAUGAACGUCCAAAGCGUCGAGGAAAAAAAGAUGACGACGACGACGACGACGAUUUAUGCGCAUUGAUGGAUCGGCUACCUAGUGACACUGGAAAUAAACGACGUUGA
Molecule: messenger RNA, 1158 nt
Organism: Rotaria socialis
Lineage: Eukaryota; Metazoa; Rotifera; Eurotatoria; Philodinida; Philodinidae
Source: the annotation of a GenBank genome assembly